Odobenus rosmarus divergens (Pacific walrus) is the source of this 1885-nucleotide messenger RNA. RefSeq names its product ring finger protein 150 (gene RNF150). The record is from RefSeq and is a predicted model, not a curated record. Bases 654 to 1874 code for a protein of 406 amino acids. The transcript has 7 exons. NCBI's taxonomy places the organism in Eukaryota, Metazoa, Chordata, Mammalia, Carnivora, Odobenidae.
ACAUACACAGACUUCGUACGCCCCUCUGGCCGCUCUCUCCCUCGGGCCCCGAGCCGUCCCCUCCUCCAGCAAGUGUGUCCCUGGUGCGGCCAUCCGGCGAAAAGAGGAGCGCAGCGUCCCCAGCGCGAGGGAGCCCGCGCGCCGCAGAAGCUGCCGCCUCGCCAGCAGCCGGAUCCGCUCGCCGAAGCGCUCGGCGGCGGCGGCGGCGGCCGGGACACCCUCGGCGGCACCCCGGGCUUCAAGCAGCCGCGCCCGCCCCCGCCGGGGCCAGAGCGCGGGGAGCCGCCACCCCGCACGCUCCUGGGGCCCCUGCCACCCCUAUGAGAGAAGCAGAAGCCGCGCCAAGGAGCCGGACACUCGGCCGCUGGACUCCUCCGCAAGCCCAAGCGCCUCCUCCGCCCGCGCCCCUCCAGCGCCGCUGAAGCGAAAUGCAACCGCCACGCUCCAGCUGAAAGGGGAAGGGGCCGGCGCCAUCCCCUCGCUCGGAAUCCGGCCCCCGCGGCGGCUGCGCGUCCCGGCCGCGGGCCCGCGGGUCCCCGGAGUGAACGAGAGGAGGAGGAGAAGCCGCCGGCCCGGGGUUGGCCGGGGCUGGGGAGGAGGGACGGGGUGGGGGGAGGGCGCGGGGGGCGGGAAGGGGGCCCCGGCGGAUAAAGAUGGCAAGGUCUCUCAUCCAAGCGUGCCGCAGUCUGGCUCUCUCAACAUGGCUGCUUUCCUUUUGUUUCGUGCAUCUGCUCUGCCUGGACUUCACCGUGGCUGAGAAGGAGGAAUGGUACACCGCCUUCGUGAACAUCACCUACGCGGAGCCCGCGCCGGACCCCGGGCCCGGAGUGGCGGGCGGCGGCGGCGGCACCGAGCUGCACACCGAGAAGACUGAGUGCGGGCGCUACGGGGAGCACUCGCCCAAGCAGGACGCCCGCGGGGAGGUGGUCAUGGCCAGCUCGGCCCACGACCGCCUAGCCUGCGACCCCAACACCAAGUUCGCCGCCCCGGCUCACGGCAAGAACUGGAUAGCCCUCAUCCCCAAGGGCAACUGCACGUACAGGGAUAAGAUCCGGAACGCGUUCCUCCAGAACGCCUCCGCGGUGGUCAUCUUCAACGUGGGCUCCAACACCAACGAGACUAUCACCAUGCCCCACGCAGGUGUAGAAGACAUUGUGGCAAUAAUGAUUCCUGAGCCAAAAGGAAAGGAGAUAGUAAGCCUGCUGGAAAGGAACAUCACAGUGACCAUGUACAUCACCAUUGGAACCCGGAACUUGCAGAAAUACGUGAGCCGCACUUCGGUUGUGUUUGUCUCCAUCUCUUUCAUCGUCCUGAUGAUCAUAUCCCUCGCAUGGCUGGUCUUUUAUUAUAUCCAGAGGUUUCGAUAUGCAAAUGCCAGGGACAGGAACCAGCGCCGACUGGGAGAUGCAGCAAAGAAAGCUAUCAGCAAGCUCCAGGUCAGAACCAUCAAGAAGGGUGACAAGGAGACAGAACCCGAUUUUGAUAACUGUGCAGUUUGCAUUGAAGGGUACAAGCCCAAUGAUGUUGUGCGGAUCUUGCCCUGCCGGCAUCUUUUCCACAAGUCCUGUGUUGACCCCUGGCUUCUAGACCAUCGCACCUGUCCCAUGUGCAAGAUGAACAUUCUUAAAGCCCUAGGGAUCCCGCCCAACGCCGACUGCAUGGAUGACUUGCCCACCGACUUCGAGGGAUCUCUGGGAGGCCCACCCACCAACCAGAUCACAGGCGCGAGCGACACGACUGUAAAUGAAAGUUCAGUGACUCUGGACCCUGCUGUCCGGACGGUGGGAGCCUUGCAGGUGGUUCUGGAUACAGACCCCACCCCGCCGGAAGGAGAAGUCAUCUUUACUACUAACAGUAAGUUCUGCUCUGCUUAGAAGCGCCAUAG